AUGAGCUCGACCGCGGCCUCUGCUGCAUUUGCAGCGUUCAAAGGAACAACACAGCCAAUCCCAACCAAAUCGUCCAAACGAAAGCCACAACUACAUAUAAAGCUCGACUCCAAUGGCUCUCGAGCGGCCAAUGAUGGGAAGCCCAACGGCCUGAAUGCUCCUAAAUCAAAGAAUGCUCCUGCUGUGCUGGUGCCGCUCGAAUCGCCGGUAUUCAAUAUCAGGGGAGUGAAAGAUGACCAGGUCUCAGUCACUUCCGACCAGGAGUACUUCUAUAACAAUUCGGGAAACCAUUCUAUAUCAUCGCAUGAUGUCGCCAAUGUUGAGUCGUCUUCGCGGUCCAAGAUCAGCGUGAACACAAGACCCCAAGAUAUGCUCAGGCUGGUACGAGACUCUAUCAAUCUGAAGCUGAAAAUUGGCUUUGGCAAAGAUUCGGCACUCAAAAGUCAAAGCGCCUUGAACGACUUCCGUAAUUGUCUAGAACAACGCCGCCAAUUGGGUAAACGGAACGCUUCUCCUAAUGCUGCUGUCCACGUCCCUAUGAUCAACUCAACAAGAGAGGACUUAGCAAGACUGGCCUCUGCUAGUGCCUCAAAUGAUAAUAUAAUCGAGCGCCUCGAAACUCCGUAUCGUAGUGGUGAAACAGACUCAAUGUCCUCGUUUGGAUCGUUCGAGUCUGAAAGCAGGGACCAGCUCUUUGUUCCCCCAGUGCGGCCACGAACUGCUGUUGACGCGGGCAGUGACGAAGAUCUCCCGCGUAAAGCGAGCACCACCUCUCAAAAUGUGUCACCUAUCCAAGUGCCUCCCUCUCCGAACGCGUUGGCUAGAAGUCAUCCCGUCGCCAAUGAGGUUCCAAUCUUAUCUAUUCUGUCGGGUUACAUGAGCUCUGGCCUGGAUUUACCUGACAUUCCUGAGCACAAAUCCUUGGGAAGAAAGCCUCCCCCUGACCUCAUCCAAGUCAUCAACAAAGAUCGGAAAGAAUCGAUUUCGGACCUAUCCAUGAGCAGCGAUGUCGAGGACUCUAGCGGUAGGCCAGGAUUGAUAUUGGGAGGAGAUCUUCGCAAACUCAAUUUAAGCUCUGACGACUCGGGACCCAAGUUUUCCAACGACAGGCUGGGGCAGGAUCCUCAGCCCAACAAUUACCCCUUGAUAUCCAGAAAAGUUGUACCUACCGAGGCUGACACUGAUGAAUCAGAACAAGCCCAUGUUCCCAAUGUGACUAUCACACAAGCACAGCCUUUCAAACUCAAGACAACCCUCCGUAAAAUGAGUAAGAAACAAGAGAAGAAAACAAUGUUUAACGAGGACAAGCCAUGGAAGAACCACAGUGAUCUUGACAUUGUUUCAGAACAACAAAGAAAAAGGUAUGAGGGUCUAUGGGUCAGCAACAAGGGCUUGUACAUCAACAGGACUGUCACAAGAUUGGUCGGUGUCAACUACGAUAAAGAGAGCAAGGCUCAGAAACCUGAGGACAAGCGAGAGUUGAGCGAAAAAGAAGUCUCCGAGUGGGCUGCAAAACUCUCAUCUCGAGCCAAGUAUCAUGACACUGUUGAUGAGAAUGAUACACGCGAACUCCAUGGGCUAGAUGAGGCGGAAUCGCAAGAAUUGAUCCAUGGAAUUGUCGUGAAAAGGAUCUGGAAGCGGAGUCGAUUGCUGAAUGAUGUAUUGGCGUCCAUCUGGGAUUUGGUAGACUAUAGACGGGAUGGAACGCUCAACAAGGCUGAAUUCUUGGUCGGAAUGUGGCUUGUGGAUCAGUGCUUGUAUGGCCGCAAGCUUCCCAAAGCGGUGAGCAAUACUGUCUGGAACAGUUUGGGAAGUUUGGGCGUUAAUGUUGUAUUGAAGAAGAAACGGCGCUAG
Molecule: messenger RNA, 1854 nt
Organism: Australozyma saopauloensis
Lineage: Eukaryota; Fungi; Ascomycota; Pichiomycetes; Serinales; Metschnikowiaceae
Gene: IRS4
Product: Irs4p
Exons: 1
Coding region: 1-1854 (617 amino acids)
Molecular function (GO): protein binding
Source: RefSeq, a predicted model, not a curated record